AUGCCAAUGCGCUCAUACAAUUUCCUAGAAGGCGAAGCUGGAGUAAGGCUGAGUGAUUCGAAUGAAAUCAAGUAUAUGAGACUUGAAGUGCUUCUAACUAGUCUUGAGUGUUUGAGACGUCAAGUUGAGCCAUCACAAUUGCAUCAACGUAUCCUACCGGUCAAUCUGGCACUUCGUCUCCUUCGUCCACUCAGUUUACUCCUGCGACCUCAGGCUCGAAAACCAACAAAAGUGGUACCCAUCCCAAGACAGACUCCUUACCAAUCAUUCCUUGGUAGAUCUUCUGGACAACUACACGACGAUAAGGGACAAGCAGCCUUUGGGGGAGAUGAUUAUGCUGGAAACCAUUGGGACGAGCCUUGGAGACUUUAA
Messenger RNA from Melampsora larici-populina 98AG31, 372 nucleotides. RefSeq lists its product as uncharacterized. The record is from RefSeq and is a predicted model, not a curated record. The coding region runs from base 1 to 372 and encodes 123 amino acids. NCBI's taxonomy places the organism in Eukaryota, Fungi, Basidiomycota, Pucciniomycetes, Pucciniales, Melampsoraceae. The transcript is spliced from 4 exons.